Messenger RNA from Raphanus sativus (radish), 1700 nucleotides. Its product is annotated as ubiquitin-like-specific protease 1A. Gene Ontology annotation, molecular function: deSUMOylase activity. Gene Ontology annotation, cellular component: nucleus. Lineage: Eukaryota; Viridiplantae; Streptophyta; Magnoliopsida; Brassicales; Brassicaceae. The transcript has 8 exons. Bases 174 to 1496 code for a protein of 440 amino acids. The record is from RefSeq and is a predicted model, not a curated record. Gene Ontology annotation, biological process: protein desumoylation.
CCGGGUCGAGUUGCCGCUUACCCGGUCGUCAUCGGGAGCGUCGCAAGUCGCUCUAAAGGCGACCGACUCCUUUAAUAGUAUAAGAUAGAUCGCUUGCUCCCGAGUUUGGGGAUUUUGACCUUUCAAUCCUCUGGAUCGAAUUGGUCCCUUUUUGGUGGUUCACUCACACACAAAUGUGUUUGGCUUCAGCAGUAGUCACUACACACACCUAUAGCGCCGCUUUAACUUCUUGUUCAAACUCCAGUUCUAAGGCCAUGGCUCCAGGAAACCACCACCGUUAUUAUUACCCAGAAGUGAAAUCUCCUCUGCCGAGACAACUCCACGCUCCUUCCCCUGUCCGCAAGUUCGGCCUCUCCGCUUUGCCGAAACAGAGUCGUAGCAGCUUAGAAAGGAAGACACUUGAUUUGCCUCCUUUGGCCUAUACACAAGUGAUUGAUGUUGACGAGGUUGAUUACGUGGAGGUUAUAUCCUCCUCCUCCUCCGACGACGAGGUUGAGAUUGUUGAGAACCUUGAGAGUAGUGAAAAGGAAGAGUCUUCUUUAGACGAUGCCAAUCCGAAAAACGGGAGCUUUACUAUGGCGGUUGAUGAUUCUCAAGCUGACCCUGUGACUGAUGUCUGCAGUUUCGAAGCGUAUAGAAAGACACUCAAGAGCGCCGAGAACCGGACUUCUAAACUGAAAGCCAGAGGCUUUGGCGAUGUUUUGAGAGAAAGGUGUCGUGGUCUGUUGCGAAGCUUGCGUUCCUUUUUCAGACAAGAUCAAGAAGAACCAUUAGAUGUAAGAGGUGAACCGUUUCGAUCUCUAUCCGAGGAAGAUGUGACAGCAGUCAAGCAAGCAUUCUCAGCUAAUGUUCAGAACAUCUUGGUUACACAUGAGAGUUCAAACAUUGACAUUAGUGUGGAGAAACUGAGGUGUCUUAAACCAGGUCAAUGGUUGAACGAUGAGGUGAUUAAUCUGUAUCUAGUAUUGCUGAAAGAAAGGGAAGCUAGAGAGCCAAAGAAGUUUAUCAAAUGUCAUUUUUUCAAUACUUUUUUCUUCACCAAGUUAGUUCAUUCGGGGACUGGAUACAACUAUGGUGCAGUCAGAAGAUGGACUUCAAUGAAGAAGUUGGGCUACCAUCUCAUAGAUUGUGACAAGAUAUUUAUCCCUAUACAUAUGAACAUCCACUGGACAUUGGCUGUUAUUAACAUAAAGGAACGAAAACUCCAGUAUCUUGAUUCGUUCAAAGGAAGAGAGCCUAGAAUCCUUGAUGCGCUGGCUAGAUACUUUGCGGAUGAAGUAAAGGAUAAGAAUAAAGUGGACGUUGAUGUAAGUCAAUGGAGACAAGAGUUUGUGCAGGACCUUCCUGAGCAAAGAAAUGGUUUUGAUUGUGGAAUGUUUAUGCUGAAAUACAUGGACUUUUACAGCAGAGGUCUGGAUCUUUGUUUCACUCAGGAGCAUAUGCCAUACUUUCGGGUUAGGACAGCAAAGGAGAUUCUGCAACUGAGAGCUGAGUGAUUUUUGAAACGAGAAUUGAUGUAUAUAGCGUUGGAGAGAGUUACUGAGUUAGAUGUGUUAUUAAAUAUUUGUGUGUACAUACAAAAAGAGUAACAAUGUGGUUUGUGUUGUCUCUGAUGGUAGUGAACAUUUGAAUUAUUGUUUCACUAUCCUUUUUUUUUUCUACAAUAAUUCUAUUUUCAAUAUUAAAUUCAUUGAACUUGA